Messenger RNA from Pygoscelis adeliae (Adelie penguin), 1835 nucleotides. Its product is annotated as vinculin-like. Gene Ontology annotation, molecular function: actin binding. The record is from RefSeq and is a predicted model, not a curated record. The annotation marks the transcript as partial. The transcript has a single exon. Lineage: Eukaryota; Metazoa; Chordata; Aves; Sphenisciformes; Spheniscidae.
UCCCCUGUUUCUCCACCCUUGCUGCCACCUGCAAAGCCUGAUGUGACUGUGAUUAAUGAAGCGGCUGAGGCUGGUGUAGAUAUAGAUGAGGAGGAUGAUGCAGAUGUUGAAUUCACUCUCCCCUCUGACAUUGAAGAUGAUUACGAGCCUGAGCUGCUGUUAAUGCCAACCAAUCAGCCUGUUAACCAGCCCAUUCUGGCUGCUGCUCAGUCUCUACAUCGGGAAGCAACCAAGUGGUCUAGUAAGGUACUCCUGAGUCUCCUCGGGGACUGAUCGUGUGCAUCCAGCCAUUUGGAACGCUGACACAUUUGCAUCACUCUUGAUCCCUGCUGGGCCCCGCCGUUCUGAAUGAAUAAGCGUGUCUGCACUUCAUUUUAAGGACUGAGAGUGGCUUCACAAGUUUUGCUAGAUCUGUUUGUCAGUGCUGGAUUGAAGCUUGAUUUGGGUCACUUAUUAAUAUUUAAAGGCUUCCUCUCCCUUUGCAUCUGCCUGUUCUUCUUUGUUAUGGCAGUUUUCAAAUUGUAGUAGGGGUUGUCUUCCCUCCCCCCUGUUCUUUUUUCCAUUCAUUUGGGCUACCUGAGAAGCCACGGUUAAUGGUUUCGCAAUGACUUCCAGAUACAGCAGAGUGUACAGAAUUCAAGAAGUCAUUUAACGUGGCUAUUGUGCUUUGCCUCCAUUGAUGCCAUCAAUUAGAAUACCUUCCAACAAGGAAUGGCUUUGUAUGGCAGUGUUUAUCGAAGAGGACUGACUGUCUGCUGGCUUGCACUUGGCUGUAUUGCAAAUGCUGGUCUUGAGAGAAUUCUUUUAUGAAGAAGCUGCACUGAAUGCUGUUAGCUGCUGAAUUGAGAUUGUGUUUACAUGAAACCAGCGGAAAUCUAACAUGAGGUUCAGACAUUCACAACUAGCCUGUCUCUUCUGUCUAAGCACAAAUGUUUGCAAGACUGGUCACUUUUUAUAGCAUGCUGCAAAAAACAAGGUUGGUGUCCCAUAACAAACAAAGGUUAGGGGUGUGCGUGUAUGUAUAUGUAUGUGUGUGUCUAUAUUUACGCAGAUAUACUAAACUAUUUUAAUAAGAAGGGCUUAAAAAAUGUUCUUGUCCUUUUCAGAUUCUGAUGCUUGGAUAACUUGUUAGAGGGCUUCGUAAAUGACACUGGUCCUAAUUUCUUGAUCUUCCUACGUGAAAACAUGGAAAAGCUUUGUGUUAUGUCACUUGCAUCCUAACUGGUUAUGCUAGCAAACUGUUUAGCUAUUAGGUCACAGUAACGAAUAGUUCAGCUUUUUGCGUCACCUGUAUCUGUAAAAUAUCUGGGAUAUCUUCUUGAAUUUGCUAGUAGUGAGUCAUGGAAGUAUGUGCACAGGGAUAGAGAUUACAUUUGCUAAGUUGGGUUCUCGCUGUGUACUCUUUGCUCCGACUUCACUGGUCAUUAAUUGUGGAAUUAUGCUGAGGAAGGAGUGUGCUAAUACUUACACUCACUCUGCUAAUAUUUCAUCCACACAAUAGGAAUGCGUCAUGGCACCAAAGAGUUCACUUCUGUCUAACAACUUUCUACAAAGGCGAAUCUAAAUAUACUAAUAGGCUACUAACAAUUGCUCAUCUAGGUCUGCUUUUCCUUGCACUGGGUUUCUCUCUGGAACAGUGUAUAAGAAAUGGUUUUGCCUUGGUCAUACUUAAUUCACAUGGUUCAAACAUUUCUCAGAAGUAUUUCUGUGACUGUAAUUUUCAUGUACUUAAUACGAGAAAUCUGGAUUUUAAUGUAAGAAAUAUCACUAGGUUAUCUUUCGAACUAUCAAGUUGUUCUCUCCUGGAAACUUUAUUUUAAAGGGAGAGAUUUUGU